UGCAAUUGUUAUCAUAAAACGGGAAAUGAGUAGAGACGAUGUUCUUGAAUUACACUUUUAAUAAAAUAUUAAUGAAAAUAAAAAAUUAUAUUUAUAUAACAAGAAUUCAUCAUAAUGAUAAUAAAGGUGUGUAUAAAUUGGUGCUGUUGGAAGUUUAAGUCGUAGUACAAGGAUUCUAACACAAGCCAGUUUAGUUUUAACAACACAGUACGGGAUUUGAGUUUGUGUUUUAAGAAGUUAGAUUGAACCUUAUCAACGAGCAAUGCUGCCCUGGAAUUAAAACACGAAUUUCUUAUCAGGUUUGAAGAUGGAAUUACCAGGGUGCCAAAAACAUCAGAAGCCCUGAAGAAGUUUGAAGGUUUUUAUUACAAAUAUUUCAAGAAAACAUACAAGUUAUCAAAGCAUUAUGGCUGCCACGUGUAUUAUGAAGCAAGUUGAGGAGCGACAUGUUGCAACUGAAAUCACAAGAUGUGUUUGGUCUCCAAAGAUGGAUUUAGUAGCCAUUGCAAAUAUCCAAGGUCAAGUUGCAAUGCACCGACUGUCAUGGCAGCGUGUAUGGGUGAUUAGCUCACCAGGUGAAAAUAUUAAGGUCACAGGACUGGCAUGGCGCCCUGACAGUAAAGUUCUUGCAAUUGGAUAUUCUACAGGUGAAGUGGUUUUAGUGGAUAUAGAAGACAGUAAUCCUGUACACAAACUGAAUGUGAAUGCUGAGGUCACAGCCCUCAACUGGGCAGUACAUGUACCUGAGGAGCCCCCAAAGAAGGAAACAUUAUUUGAGGAUUCAUCAGAGACGUUUCUCCCACCACUUCCCUCACUCUCUAAGACAUAUACAGGAAGUAGUGGAGAGGACCGUGAGGAAGGAUGGCAUGAGGGGUGUCUUCUGCGGGAUCAGACAUCAUUGACUCUCCUCACUGUUGCUACAUCUGCAGCAUCUGUAUACAUCUAUGCCUUUGGACUCUUCCAUUGUGCUACUGUAAAUCUAGGAGAGUCAGUGCCAGGAGCAGGACAAGUCCUAGAUGCUACACCCUCUCAUGAUCUUCAUUUGCUGAGUUGCUUGGUGGAACGAGACCUUGGUGGAGAAAGGGAGGUCGUGCACGUAACAAUUGAGACGAUGAUUCUGGCUUGCCGACAUCAGGAACUUCGUGCUCUUGCUUAUCGUUAUGGUCAGAUCUAUGGGCUCAUGACCUAUGCCUCUCACACACUUACCCUUUUAACUGAAGCUUGGGAAAGUAUUUUAUUGGAAUUGGAUCAUAAGUUAGCAGCUUAUGCCAAUACUGUUCCUGAAGGUGGUGUGUCUGCAGAAUUUCUAGACCUUUUAGUAUUUGGCUUGUCUUCAAGAGAAUUUGAAAUAUUUCUCUCAAACCAGCUCACUGAAAAGGGUUUGAAGAAACUGGGUCACUCAAUAGAACUUAGUUAUUCGAAUAUUCAGAAGUUAGUUUUACGCAAUGUACAAGCAGUGGGACAGGCACUUGUGUAUCAGCUAAGUGCACUAGUUGGAUUAGCACGACACCAUGAUCGGUUUGGAAUGUUGGGUGUUGAAGAAGACAUUGUCACUAAUGCUGUAAGGGAAGCAGGAGCAUUUGUUCUUAAAGCUGUGGAGCUACAGCAAGUAAUUGAUGGUGCAAUGAGCACCUUUAAAGCUUUUCUCCGGUGGUUGUAUGUCGUUGUCCAGCGUGUUCGUGGUGAAGCUGUACCUGACGAGAUGAGCCGCAUGACUCAACAAGAUCUUACCUACAUUACUGAGUUUCUCCACGAUAGUCUCGAGGACACAGAAACGGGACCAGAUGGUGAAAAACGCACAAGAUUUCGCCUGGAACGUGUUGGUCAGUACUUGAAAGAUGCACCUCUCACAUUUGCACCCGAAUCUGACCAUAACCCAUGGGCAAUCUUUCUUGCAGAGCAUCCUGGAGUUGCUGAUCAUUCUCUCAUCUUUCCACACUACCCAGAGCGUUCUCUUUUGCAAGAACACAAAAAUAUUGUAAGUGUCCUGGAUGAUAUGGCAGGACAACCAGCAAAGGUUAUAAGUGGAGCUGUUAACAUUGUUGCUUGGGUUCCAUUUAUGUCUGUAGCACCAAUUGGACCAGUUAGUGUAAGCCAGAUAAGCUGUCCACGUGACAAUGCCAUGUAUACAGUUCUACUUCCGGGCCCCAAACAAGCAGUUCUUUAUUUAGCACGUUGGCCAACAAGUGCUGAACGUCUUGCACAAUCUAGUGCAGGACCAGGACCUGCUCAUCAUGUGGAAGCAGCUCCUUUUGUAUUUUCAAGACUAGAGGGAACACGGGGUUGUUCUAUGGAGCAAGCUACAUCAACUCCACUGCUUCAGUUAAUUGGGGCACAGUUUUACACAGAAGACACAUUGUCGGUGUUGGCACAAGAUCCUGGUGAUCCAAAAGCUUCAUUUUUUAUACAGUUGUGGAUGUUGGCAGCUUGUGGCGAGUUACGGCCUUUGGCCGUGUACGGAGGACGACGCUUAGCUGAAGCUGGCGUCACUCCCCGAGAUGCGGGUACACUGGUAGAUGCUAGUGGAUACCGACGACUUGAGGGUGGCCCACUCUCUUCACUGGCAGUAUCUGGUUCUCGUAAGGUUGCUCUCUUGUUGUCAGAGAAUAGGAGGCGUGUCAGGUUAUUUGAAAUGGAGGUGGAUGAAGAUGAUGAGGAUGAUGAUGAAGAAGAUACAGCUCAACAUGAGUCCAUUAUUAAUGCUUCUGGUGCUUCUGAUGAUCAAGUUGAUAAUUUAUAAAUGAGUGAUUUGGGGAAAAUAAAUCUAAUAGAUG
Molecule: messenger RNA, 2774 nt
Organism: Homarus americanus (American lobster)
Lineage: Eukaryota; Metazoa; Arthropoda; Malacostraca; Decapoda; Nephropidae
Gene: APC4
Product: anaphase-promoting complex subunit 4-like
Exons: 5
Coding region: 407-2740 (777 amino acids)
Biological process (GO): protein K11-linked ubiquitination; positive regulation of mitotic metaphase/anaphase transition; anaphase-promoting complex-dependent catabolic process
Cellular component (GO): anaphase-promoting complex; nuclear periphery
Molecular function (GO): protein binding
Source: RefSeq, a predicted model, not a curated record